Molecule: messenger RNA, 4872 nt
Organism: Sinocyclocheilus grahami
Lineage: Eukaryota; Metazoa; Chordata; Actinopteri; Cypriniformes; Cyprinidae
Product: aldehyde dehydrogenase 18 family, member A1
Exons: 18
Coding region: 158-2572 (804 amino acids)
Cellular component (GO): cytoplasm; mitochondrion
Molecular function (GO): glutamate 5-kinase activity; glutamate-5-semialdehyde dehydrogenase (NADP+) activity; ATP binding
Source: RefSeq, a predicted model, not a curated record
CGCCCGUUGCGUAACUACGUGGAUGAACGUCAACAUGGCUGAAUCCAUGAGAGCAGCUGCCGAGAGUUGAUGUGGCACUGAAAAGAAGCGGCGGCAGUGGCUUGAGCUUAAUAAAUCACAUUUAUUUGGUAGAUUAAGUUGUACAAAUCCGGUCACCAUGUAUCUCCAGAAGAUGUUCUCCUGUUCUCAGCUUUUAGCAAGACCAAAUGCUCUGCAAACAUUCAAAAGAGCUGCUUCACAAGGCAAAAAUCCCACUUCCUCCCCAUUUCUCACACUCCAUGUGCGUCAGUGGAGUAACGUGCCUUUUUUUACAGUGCCGUUGGCACGGGCUCACGGUAAGUCAUUUGCCCACCGCAGUGAUCUGCGCCAGGCCAAGAGAAUCGUCGUCAAGUUGGGGAGUGCUGUUGUAACCCGCGGCGACGAGUGCGGCCUCGCUUUGGGCCGACUUGCUUCAAUUGUAGAACAGGUGGCCAUGCUUCAGAAUCAGGGCAGAGAGAUGAUGAUUGUGACCAGUGGUGCGGUAGCAUUUGGAAAACAAAGGCUGAGGCACGAAAUUCUUCUCUCACAGAGUGUCAGACAAGCCCUCCACUCAGGCCAGAAUCAGCUCAAAGAUAUGUCACUGCCAGUUCUAGAGGCGAGAGCAUGUGCCGCUGCGGGACAAAGUGGACUUAUGGCUCUGUAUGAAGCUAUGUUCACUCAAUACAGCACCUGUACUGCCCAGAUCCUGGUAACAAACCUGGACUUCCACGACGACCAGAAAAGACGGAACUUGAAAAGCACUCUGCAUGAGCUGCUGCGUAUGAACAUCGUGCCCAUCAUCAACACCAACGACGCUGUGGUCCCUCCCCCAGAACCCAACAGUGACCUACAGGGGGUAAAUGUUAUCAGUAUCAAGGAUAACGAUAGUCUUGCAGCGCGACUUGCCGUGGAGAUGAGGGCAGAUCUUCUCAUCGCUCUCUCUGAUGUAGAAGGCCUUUACGACAGCCCACCAGGGUCAGACGAUGCCAAGCUCCUGGACACAUUUUACCCUGGGGACCAGCAUUCCAUAACCUACGGCACAAAGUCCAGGGUUGGCAUUGGAGGAAUGGAAGCUAAGGUUAAAGCUGCUCUCUGGGCUCUCCAAGGUGGGACAUCUGUUGUCAUUGCUAACGGUACACACCCCAAAGUCACAGGUCAUGUGAUCACUGACAUUGUUGAGGGCAAGAAAGUAGGAACCUUCUUCUCAGAGGUCAAGCCAGCUGGUCCCACAGUCGAGCAGCAGACAGAAAUGGCUCGCUCUGCUGGCAGGACUCUUGCUUCCCUUGAACCAGAGCAGAGAAGUGACAUCAUCUGUGCAUUGGCUGAUCUCCUAACUGAGAGGAAAGACCAAAUCUUAUCUGCUAACAAAAAGGACAUGGAGCAUGCUGUCAGCACAGGUCGUCUGUCUCCGGCCAUGCUGAAGCGACUCAGUUUAUCAUCAUCUAAACUGAACAGUCUAUCCAUUGGCCUGCGUCAGAUCGCAGUAUCCUCUCAGGACAGCGUUGGCAGGGUUCUGCGCAAGACUCGUGUGGCAAACAACCUGGAGCUGGAGCAGAUCACUGUCCCCAUAGGAGUACUGCUGGUCAUCUUUGAGUCACGACCAGACUGCCUUCCUCAGGUUUCUGCUUUAGCCAUUGCCAGUGGAAAUGCUCUUUUGUUGAAAGGUGGCAAAGAGGCGGCCAACACGAAUCGCAUCCUGCAUGAACUUGCCCAGGAGGCUCUGUCCAUCCAUGGAGUCAAAGACGCCAUCCAGCUGGUGAGCACACGUGAAGAGGUGGAGGAUCUGUGCCGUCUGGAGAAGAUGAUUGAUCUGAUCAUUCCUCGUGGCUCCUCUCAGCUAGUCAGAGAUAUUCAGCGAGCGGCGAAGGGCAUCCCUGUUCUUGGCCAUAGUGAGGGGAUCUGCCAUGUUUAUGUGGACCAUGAGGCCAGUGUUGACAAAGCCAUCAAGAUCAUCCGAGACUCCAAAUGCGACUACCCUGCAGCCUGUAAUGCCAUGGAAACCCUGCUGGUGCAUCGAGAACUUCUCAGAACCCCAUUGUUUGAUCAGAUCAUCGACAUGCUGAGGACAGAACAUGUGAAGAUCCACGCCGGCCCCAAGUUUGCAUCUUACCUGACCUUUAGUCCGUCAGAGGUGAAGUCUCUGCGCACUGAGUACGGGGAUCUGGAGUGCUGUAUCGAGGUUGUGGACAGUAUGCAGGAGGCUGUUGAUCACAUUCAUAAAUACGGCAGUUCCCACACGGAUGUUAUUGUCACUGAAAAUGAGGACACAGCAGAGCAGUUCCUUCAGCAAUUAGAUAGUGCCUGUGUCUUUUGGAACGCCAGCUCACGGUUCGCUGACGGAUAUCGUUUUGGUCUCGGCGCGGAGGUUGGCAUCAGCACGGCCCGUAUUCAUGCCCGUGGGCCUGUGGGGUUGGAAGGGCUUCUCACUACCAAAUGGGUCUUACGGGGCGAGGGCCACACAGCUGCAGAUUUCUCUGAGCAGGGCAGCAUGACGUAUCUGCACGAGAAUCUUCCGGUGGCACGGGUUCUUCCUGGACGAAGAACCACCAGCUAGAGUCGUGAAGUAAAAGCAUCUACAGUCAAGAAUCUAUUGCAUCUUAAGUAAAAGCUCACCCACUUAAAACCUCUUUCAAGACUCCCAUCAGGCAGUGUAUUUGGAGUAAGUGUGAAUACAAGGAAAAUCAUCUGUGGAUCGAGAGCUGUUCAGUGAGCUCAUACAUUAAAAUUUUUCCAAAUACACACAUUUUAGUCAAGUGUGUCUUGUUCUCAGAAAGACCCAGUUGAACUUACUGUAUAACCACAGAGUGAACAAGGAAUUUUGCUUAAAGCUGUGGUCCAUCUGAUUGUUUUUGUCAUUUGUGCAUUGUAUUAUGUUCUUUUGAGUAGAAAAACGUAUUACUGAUCUUGGCAAAAAUAAUGACAGCUUCACUCCAGUAUGGAGUGAAUGAAAAUACACCUCCCGUAUUGCCCAUGUUGUAAUAUUUAAUGUGUGGAAAAUGCAAUAGGGAUUCUGAAAUGCAUAUUAUGAAAUUUGAAAGCAUAUCGUGUACACAUAACUUCAGCUUUAAUGGGGAAAAAUAAUUUUUAUGUGGCAUAGUGCUUACCAUAUACAACAUCACAUAAAAAAACUGUAUUAACUGAAAAAGAAAAUAUUUUUCAUUUGCCAUAGUGCUAGUCAUAUACAGUGCAGCAUAAGAAAACGAAUUAAUUGAAAAGGAAAACUAGUAUUUUCAAGCUGCUCUCUGUAUAAGUUGCUUUUAUUGAAAAAACAAAAACCUGUGUUUUCCUGUGCAUUACCUCUCUCAUUUUGCAUUUUUUCUUAUGCUCACUGCUUUUUAAUCAUGAAUAAUGUGCAGACCUGUAGACAUUUCUGUGUUAUUGCUGUAAAAUUCAUCCGGGACGGGCAGAUUUUGUCCUGAACUGCUUCAAAAAGACCGUUAUCUGUACGUUAAAGUUCUGUAAUGCUCAACAAAAUAGUGAUGCUUAAUAGUAUGAAAAGUAUUCUGAAGAUGUUCACAAUUUUUGUAUGUAGAAUAAAUUUCUUUUUUUGUACUUUCAAAAUGCUUCAGGAUACCUGAAAGAUGAAUUUGUACCUGAAAGAUGUUUGGAGAAGGAUUUAGCGAGGAAACUGACAAGUAUUGGGGCCAUUUUUAACUUAAUUAAUAAUCUUUCUUAAGUACAGUUCAGUGUGGAAAACAUCAAGAGGCAAUUCUGUAGGGAGAGAGAGACUUGCCAAGCACUAAGUGGGACAUGGAAGAGUGAAAACAAUACUACAGAGGAUUAAUUAUGUUGCUAUUAGGAAAGAAGAGACUGCGAGAAGACUGAGGCUUGCCAUUAAAGUGCCAGUGCCUUUUGACUCGCAACUUCUUUUUAUUCUCCAAAAUGUGCGGUUUACGCUCAAUGAGCCUUCAUCAGAAACUAAAAAGAUCCAGAGAUGAAGAGAAACAAAGUCUCAUUCAUCUGUUAUUGUGUUCCAACUUUACUGCGUAAGAUCUGUGAUCAAUGACUGUUUGGAUGAAAGAGGUUAAAAAAAAUGCUCAAAUGAGGAGAAUGUUACUGCCAAAUCAGGAGACGGUAAUACAGGUGCAGUCGUAGACCCUAAAACUGUACUUUUGGAUGUAUUUUGUCAGUGCAGUUUUAUGUUCAAAUUAUGACUGCUAAAUAAUUCUUGAUUUGUUACUACUGUGCAUCAACCUGCACGCAAUAUUUCACACGUCUAACAGUUUAAGGAAUAUGGAUGUGAAAUUUAAAAGAACCGGUCUCAUGGCAAGCCGUCGGACUUUCACAGUCAGUACAGCUUUAAUUGAACAUUACUUGAGGCGAAAACUCAUAUUUCUUGUGCUUGCUUGAUCUUUAGUGACUCAAAUGUGCUCCCUGCAGAGCUUAAUUUUUUCAAAUCAAUAAUUAAUCGUCAAAGUUAUUUAUUCAUUUGUAUCUUUGCCAAUUAUGGGCUUCUAAUUAACAGUUUCAAUAAUUGAUAUUUAUCUCUGAAAGAGCUCGGUAUCCAUUCCUUAUGAAAAAUACAUGAGCUGAGAUAUGGGUUUGGUUUUGUUUUGUGUUCUGAGAGAGCCGCAUGCUCGGGGCUAAGACCAGGCCACUUUGACUUUUCCUCUUUGAGUCUGCGUUGCCCUAUGAUGUGCUGCUAAUAUGGGGCCUCUUUCAAGGGCCCAAAGCGCCUACUAGACAUCAUGUGAUCUUAUAAAAGUCUUCUGCUCUACCAUCCUCAGAUACCCCUUUUUUUGUUCUUUAAUAACUAAGUUCAAAGAACAAGCGGUUUGCUUAAUAAUUUUCUUUUGUCUCUCAGGCAUGAGAUGACGUCAUGUACGAUCAAGCCGAUGGACGUAUCCUGCAUGC